UUGAUUCACGUGUGCCGCCAUUUUCCAUUUUGUAAAGAAAGGUUAUACAAGACUAUAAUCAUGAGUGAUAUUGAGCCGAAGAAGCUCAAAGUAGCUGAAUUAAGAGAGGAAUUGAAAUCUCGUGGACUGGACACGAAAGGCAACAAAGCUCAACUUGUAAAACGACUUGAAAAGGCAUUAAAAGGCGAUCCCAAUGUAACAGCUGCUGGUGAUGAAACUCUUGAUACUUCAGCCCAGGAGGAAGCAAAUGCAUCAGCGGCAGAUGAAUCUAUUGAGAUGGCUGCAGAGGCCACAGAGGUAGCCCCUGAACCUGUGGCAGUACAAGAACCAGAGCCAGUUAAGGAGCCUGAGCCAGAGAUAGCACCCGUUGAGCCUGAGGCUGAACCAGAGCCAGUGGUGCAGGCUACUGAACCAGAACCUGUACCUGCAGAACCUGAGGCACAGGUAGAAGCUGCACCAGUUGACCAAGUGGAUGAAGUGAAAGAAGAGGCUAUGAAGGAAGAGUCAGUGGAGGAAGUGAAAGAAGAGGCCAUGAAGGAAGAGCCAAUACAGGAGUCAACUCCAGUAGAACAGGCACCAGCUGAAGUUCAGCAAGAUGCACCUGUUGAAGAAGCUCCUGUCAAAACAGAAGAGACUGACAAGAAAGAGCCAGAAGUCAUUGCCAUGGAUACAGAUGCAGAUUUGGUUGUUAUGGACUCUGUCGGAGAAAAUGAUGGUGAUAAAAAGGAGAAGGAGCGAGAACGUGAAAGAAGAGAAAGGAGGAAAAGAUCGCGAUCCAGAUCACCCCGUCGUCGUAGAUCAAGAUCACGCUCCAGAGAUAGGCGCAGAUCAAGAUCAGACUCCAGGGAAAGACGUAGGUCAAGGUCACCCAAAAGAUCUAGGUCAGGUGACAAGAAGUCAAGGAGCAGGUCAAGGUCUCCAAAGCAGGAGAAGUCCUACAGAGAAGAUUUGAAAGAUCGUGCUGAAAGGUACAGCAGGUGGGAGAAAGAAGAUACUCCUGAGCCAAUACCAGAGGAAACUGAUGAUUGGCUAGAAUAUACAGAUGUACAACUUGAUAGAUAUAAUGCUGACCUGAGUCUUACAAUAGCCAAUGAUGGCUGGAACUGUACACCCAAUGUGGAAGAAGGAUUUGGUUUCACAUGGCAGGGUGUUAGAGCCACUUACGGAGUCAACAAAGGCAAAGUUGGUUUUGAAUGCAAGGUUGAGCGUCAGUUGGAUCUUGAAGACAUGCCAGAGGAAGAGAAACAUUUACAUGUAGUUCGUGUUGGCUGGUCCUCAGACAACACAAGCCUUGGUCUGGGGGAGGAACCCCUAUCCUUUGGCUAUGGGGGCACAGGGAAAGCAUCUGUAAACUGCCAGUUCAAAGACUUUGGCGAGCAAUUUGGUGUUAAAGACUGCAUUGGUGCUUUUGUGGACUUCACAAGUGAUCCAGUGACUAUUUCCUACAGAAAGAAUGGCAAAGAGCUUGGAGUUUGCUUUGAAAUUGCAGCCAGUGAACUUGAGGGCAAGACUCUAUUCCCCCAUGUUCUAACCAAGAACUGUACAUUCUCUUGCAACUUUGGAAAUGAGGUUUUCACAUCUGGAGAAGGAAUCUACUAUGCUUUACCAGAAGGAUAUACUUGGAUCAAUGAUAUUCCCCUAGAAGACAGAGUCAGGGGUCCAUUACCACCUACCAAGAAGGAAGAGUGUGAAAUGAUCAUGAUGUGUGGUCUACCAGGAGCAGGCAAAACAUACUGGGCAGAGAAACAUGCUGCUGCCAAUCCAGACAAAAGUUACAAUAUACUUGGAACCAACAGUCUCAUCAACAAAAUGAAGGUGAUGGGGCUACCACGUAAAGGAAACUAUGCUGGUCGUUGGGACGUCCUUAUCUCAAAAUCCAGUAAAUGCUUGAAUAUCUUACUGGAUAUUGCCUCAAGGAAGAAGCGCAAUUAUAUCUUAGAUCAGACAAAUGUCUACCCAUCAGCGCAGAGACGUAAAAUGCGACCCUUCGAAGCUUUCCAACGUAAAGCUGUUAUAAUUGUUCCUGAAGAGGAGGAAUAUAAGAAGCGUUUAGAACAAAGGAACAAAAAUGAAGGCUCUGAGGUCCCUGAAUCGGCUGUGAAUGAAAUGAAAGCAAACUUCACCCUGCCUGAAGAGAUAAAGGAAGGUAAAAGUAACUUGUUUGACACACUGGAGUUCCCAGAGUUGCAACGUGAAGAAGCCCAGAAGUUAGUCGACCAGUUCAACAAGGAUGGCAAAGCAGCCUGUCCCCCACGUGGAGGACGAGGAGGUUAUGGGGGUGGAGACCGUUAUGGCGGAAGAGACAACAGAGGUCAUAGUGGUGGUUAUGGUGGCUACCGCGGUAGAGGAGGUGGUGGUGGUUAUGACAGAAGAGAUGACAGAAGAAAUAAUAGACGUGAUGACUACAGAAGCAACCGUAAUGAUCGUAGUUAUGGUGGUGGCCGUGACCAUAGGGACCAUGGUAGUGGUGGAUAUGGUCGUGAUAGAGAUGACAAAUAUAAGGGUCGUGACAGCCGAGGAUAUGGUGGCAGCAGUAGUGGAGGGAGCUGGGGAGGAAGUAGCCAGGGAGGAUAUGGUCAGGGUAGCUGGGGAGGACAAGGCUAUGGGCAGAGUAGUGGUUAUGGCCAACAAGGAUCAUGGUCUGGACAGAACCAAUGGGCAGGUUAUGGCCAGAGUGCUACCUCACAAGCAAGCAUCGCUCAACAGUGGCAGCAGUACUAUGCUGCAAACCCAGGUGCUGCCAACCAAUGGAGUGGAUACAGUGGCUAUGGAUCAUACAGUGGCUCAGGAACACAGAAAUAGACUAUACUAUAUAUUGUAUUUUAGCUUUACACAAAAACAUUUUGGUCAUCCAAUGGCUUAUCUUAAGCUUUGUCAUAGAUGUUUAUGACAACAAGGCAGUGGGAUGUUUUGAUAACUAUGUCUGCCCCUUAAAGAUUAUUUUUUACUCAUAUUUACUAAUAAUCAUAGUAUCAGAUUAAGAUUUGUGUUGUACAAUCUGUUCUUAAUCAAAAUGUGUCUGAU
Molecule: messenger RNA, 3024 nt
Organism: Owenia fusiformis
Lineage: Eukaryota; Metazoa; Annelida; Polychaeta; Sabellida; Oweniidae
Source: the annotation of a GenBank genome assembly